Mytilus trossulus (common blue mussel) is the source of this 397-nucleotide messenger RNA. RefSeq lists its product as uncharacterized. The record is from RefSeq and is a predicted model, not a curated record. NCBI's taxonomy places the organism in Eukaryota, Metazoa, Mollusca, Bivalvia, Mytilida, Mytilidae. Bases 59 to 391 code for a protein of 110 amino acids. The transcript has 3 exons.
UGUAUUGAAAGGUUUAAACGACUUUAUAAUUUGAUAGCUGUAGUACAGACGUAUCACUAUGGGGAAUAUUGUCAAAUUAGUUUUCUUGGUGUAUAUCUUGACAACCUAUAACUGUGAAGCGGGUUGCUACUACAAGAGAGUUAAAUCUGGUCAAGGAUUAGGUUGUUCAGAAGGAAACCAGUUCAUUGCACGUGGAGCCUCCGCACGUGUCGGAUGUGACAUUUGUAGAUGUGUACUCCCUAGACUUGUUCAGUGUUGUUCAACGGGUAUGAGAAUAACAAGCCAUCCAGAUGAUUGUAAAGUUAUAGUACAGGGAUGUACAGAAGUAGCGGUCAAGAUUAACGACGAGUCCAUUCACUGUGUAGAGGGGAUAGCUGGAGUCGGACGAUGAUGGAAU